AUGGUAGCUGCAUAUCCGAAUGGCCCUGUACUCGGUUCUUCGCUGCAUGAUCAUGUCGAUACGGAUCCCCGCUCCCAUUCGCACUCUCAUUCCCACGCCCAUUCCCACGCCCAUUCACACUCUCAUUCGCAUUCCCACUCUCACUCUCAUUCGCACUCCGUUGCAGGGCAUACACGAAAUGCUUCCCACUAUAGCAUAUUCCAUGACCAUACACACGACAAAGCGGAGGCCAAUGGAGUGACAAGCGACUCGAUCAAGGCAGAUUUGUCAUUACAGUCCGAGUCGACCCCAAACGAGGUGAUAGCAGGACUGUCUCUCGCUUUGCCGUGGAUAGUACUCUCUUGGUAUUGGAAGCCAUCGGCUUUAGGAGCGAUAUCGUCUGGGGCUGCAGCUGCUGAAACCGAGUUACCAAGCCAGGUUUCUGGCAUAUCUGGACUGGGUGUCUGCAUGAUCACAGCGACCACUCUGCUCAUAACCGGAUUCUGGCAGGCUUUCCGGUCGAGACAAGCCAGUAGUAGCCCGAAAAGCUUCAGGUUUCCAGCUGUGAAUGUGAAUACUGCCAAGGCUAGCUUCCUUCGGAUGUGUGGGAUUGGUCUGCCAAUCUACGCUGCGUCCCAGGUUGGCGGGUUUCUUGUUGCCUUUGUUCUGUGCUUGGUAAUGGCAUCAGGUGUUUCCACAUUCAUGUCCGGUGCUCGGCAGCAACUUGGCCAGAAAAAGAUGACCCUAGGGCUUCUUGGGGCCAUCGUGAUUUUGAAUCUCAUGAGCCUUAAUGUGGGGUGGAGUGAGUACCCGUUCCUGGGGUACGCCGCGUUGAUGGCCUCGGUGUGUGUCAUUCGACCGUAUUCCACCCUCCAAUCGAUCUCUUCAGGAGCUCUAUCGGCUGGCCUAACCUACAGCUCAAAUGGAUCUCCAUCGUCUCUCGCUAAUGCCGACGAAGCUAUGUUGUCUAUUCUUGCUGGCGGAAUAUUGGCCAUUUGGACAGUCCUUAUUGCGAUUAUUAGAGGAACCUGGUCGUUCGGCCUGUUGGACACGAUUACCCUCAUCUUGACGGCCAGUUCUUUUGCGUUUUCUUUGACAUAUACUUCUCCCAAAACCUUGAGAUCCCCGCAAAAAUGGGGUCUUUCUGUCUGCACAAUGGCGGCAGCCAUUUUGUGUAGCCCACCGGCGAGAGAUGGACUUGCCAGCAUAUAUAUGGCACGAGCCGUUUGUGCCAUCUUGUCAGUUCUUGCAUCCCGGUUCGAUGACAAGCAGCUCCGACCUGGGACACACUCGCAUAACCAUGACCACCACUCGCAUGGUCCAGUGGAAAUGUCGCGGGUGUCAAAAAUGAUUCUCCAGUACAGCGAACCUUAUCCACUCUUGUACAGCAUUUUGAAAGAGAAGGAUUCCCGAAGCAUUUUCUAUUUCAUGACACUGAACUUCUCGUUUAUGCUUGUCCAGCUGUGUUACGGUUUCUUGACUGGCUCUCUCGGCCUCCUCAGCGAUAGUAUCCACAUGUUUUUCGACUGCUUGGCGCUAGUUGUAGGAUUAUGCGCUGCGGUCAUGAGUAAAUGGCCUCCCAGCGCUCGCUUCCCGUAUGGAUAUGGGAAGGUUGACACGCUUUCCGGGUUCGCCAACGGAAUCUUCCUCAUGAUCAUUAGCGUUGAGAUCAUCUACGAGGCGGUGGAAAGACUAUCAUCUGGAAGCCAGAUGCAACGGAUCGGCGAAUUGUUCAUGGUGAGCGUAGCAGGGCUGUGUGUCAACCUGGUGGGGAUUAUGGCUUUCGAACAUGGGCACGCCCAUCAUGGCCAUGACCACGGGCAUGACCACUCGCAUGGGAACGAGAACAUGCACGGUAUCUUCUUGCAUAUUCUGGCGGAUACACUGGGUUCCGUGGCGGUUGUCAUCUCCACUGCUCUGGUCCAUUUCUACAACUGGCCUGGAUUUGACCCCAUUGCGUCCUGUCUGAUCGCGAUCUUGAUCUUUGCCUCCGCCAUCCCUCUGGUCAGCAGUACCGCCCAGAAACUCUUACUCACGUUGCCCGCUGAUGUCGAGUAUAAUCUACGCGACACGUUGGCUGGCGUCAGCACAUUGAGGGGAGUGGUAGGUUACACGGUGCCGAAGUUUUGGCUCGAUGAUACCGGUUCUUCCUCAAGACAUGGUCAUGAUCACGGACACGACCACGGGCACUCUCAUAAGCACGACGACUGUAGCCACAGCCACAGCCACAACCAUGACCAUGACCAUGACCAUGACCAUGACCAUGACCAUGACCAUGACCAUGACCAUGACCAUGACCAUGAUCACGACCACGACCACGACCACGACCAUGAUCAUCAGAAGCAAGCACACAUCCUAGGUGUCAUCCACGUCAUCGCAUCGCGCAGUGCAGACCUUGAAGAUGUCCGACAACGGACGGUCAAUUUCCUCCGAGAGAAGAACAUGGACAUUCUGGUUCAGGUCGAGAGAGAAGGGGAUCCACGUUGCUGGUGUGGGAGUGGGAACAAGAGCUCCUAG
Molecule: messenger RNA, 2496 nt
Organism: Penicilliopsis zonata CBS 506.65
Lineage: Eukaryota; Fungi; Ascomycota; Eurotiomycetes; Eurotiales; Aspergillaceae
Exons: 3
Coding region: 1-2496 (831 amino acids)
Biological process (GO): transmembrane transport; intracellular zinc ion homeostasis; zinc ion transport
Cellular component (GO): Golgi apparatus; membrane
Molecular function (GO): zinc ion transmembrane transporter activity
Source: RefSeq, a predicted model, not a curated record